Coffea arabica (coffee) is the source of this 405-nucleotide messenger RNA. NCBI's taxonomy places the organism in Eukaryota, Viridiplantae, Streptophyta, Magnoliopsida, Gentianales, Rubiaceae. The record is from RefSeq and is a predicted model, not a curated record.
AUGGCCACCUUGUACAGUGAUGAUAGGACUUUCAUUUCAAGAAGGGCUGGAGCAUUUCCUAAUGUAACUCUUGGAUGGGUUGAUGUUAGAGAUGUUGCCCAUGCGCAUAUUCUUGCCUUUGAAAUCCCUUCUGCAAGUGGAAGAUAUUGUCUGGUUGAGAGAUCAGCACAUGCCUCUCAGGUCAUCAAGAUUUUGCGUGGACAUUACCCUACUCAUAAAUUUCUGGAUAAAUUGUCAGACUAUAGCAACCUUUUUUAUCCAGCCCACACAGUAUCCAAUGAGAAGGCAAAGAAUUUAGGAGUUCGAUUUAUUCCUUUGAAGGUCAGCUUAAAGGAUAUGAUUGAAAGCUUCAGGAAGAAGAAUUUAGUUAGCAUCUUAGCCAAGGCAUUGUUGUAUUGUAUUUAA